GCAGAGAAGUAAUGUUUAUGAUAGGCGAUAAGCACGAUAGGCACGCUAGAUAUUCUGAACAUAGCACGAAUAUGUGUCGAAAAAAUCCCCAUGAGAUGUAGUGGAUUUUCAGGAAAACUGAAGUGCAGUUAACUCUUUGUGAGGCCGCCCCAAAUGGUGCGAAAAUAUGCCGAAGACGUACGAUGUUCGCGUGACAACUCUCGAUGCAGAGUUAGAGUUUUCUGUCGAGAGGAACUGCACUGGAAAGGAUCUGUUUGAUCUGGUUGUGCGAACAUUAGGCGUGCGAGAAACUUGGUAUUUCGGUUUGCAGUUUGUAGACAAGAAAGACAUCGUUACAUGGUUAAAAUUCAACAAGAAGGUUUUAGAUCAAGAUAUUCCAGUGGUGAAGGAUGAACCAGUUAGCCUUAAUUUUCGCAUUAAGUUCUUCCCUGAGGAUGUGGCAGAAGAGCUGAUGCAAGAAAUCACUCAGCACUUGUUUUUCUUACAAGUGAAAGAGGCCAUUCUAAAUAUGGACAUUUUCUGUCCCCCAGAGGCUUCUGUUCUGCUGGCUUCAUAUGCUGUGCAGGCUAAGUAUGGGGAUUAUGACAAAGAGUUCCACACACCAGGAUUUCUGGCAAAAGAUUUGCUGCUACCACAGAGGGUUAUUGACCAAUAUCAGAUGACCUCAGACAUGUGGGAAGAGAGAAUCACCUCAUGGUAUGCUGAACACAAAGGAAUGAGAAGAGACGAAGCUGAGAUGGAAUACUUAAAGAUUGCACAAGAUCUUGAGAUGUAUGGUGUAAGCUAUUUUGAAAUCAAGAACAGAAAAGGAACUGAACUGUGGCUUGGUAUUGAUGCACACUGCCUCAACAUUUACGAAAAAGAAAAUAAGCUCAACCCUAAAAUUUCCUUCCCAUGGAAUGAGACAAAGAAUAUCUCCUUUCAUGACAAAAGGUUUCAGAUCAAACCAGCUGAUAAGUCUUCACCAGAUUUCAUUUUCCACGCAGCAAAACUAAGAGUUAACAGAGUGAUUCUUGACUUGUGUGUGGGUAACCAUGAACUUUUCACGCGAAGGAGAAAGCCUGAUACGAUGGAGAUACAACAGAUGAGAUCACUGGCCAAAGAAGAGAAAAUGAGAAGACAGAUAGAGAGAGACAAGCUCAUGAAAGAACAGCAAGCGCGUGAAGAAAUGGCGCAACAAAAGGAAGAAUUGGAGAAAAGAUUGACUGAAUUUCAAGAUGAAGCAAAUCGAUCUAAAGAAGCUUUGAUUAAGUCUGAGGAAAUGGGGGAAUUGUUAGCAGAGAAAGCCAGAGUCGCAGAGGAAGAAGCGGCGCUGCUCGGGAAGAAAGCUUCUGACGCUGAAGAAGAAAUAAAAAGACUCAGAUUAUGCGUUAGUAAGUCAGGAGACGAGCGAAUCGCGAUUGAAAGAAGAGCUCGUGAAGUCGCUGAAGAAAGACUGAGACGAGUCAUGCAAGAGGCCGAAGCCAGAGCGAGGGAAGCUUUGAUGCUGAGAGAAGAUUUAAUGAAGUCCAGACAAGCUGAGAGGCUAGCUAAACAAAAGCUGAUGGAAAUGACUUCGUCUCCUGAUUUUUUCUCUAGGUACGGGGAUCCAAGGGAAAUAAUAGCCGACAUUGACCGCAGUGUUGAGCAGUUAACAGAUGGCGAGGUUUCUCAGCUUUCACGAGAUUACGAGAGAGAGAGAAACAGAAAUAUACAGCAGCAGUUAAGAGAUCUCAAAUCACAAAUGGAGGGACUUAAGAUCGAUGACAGACAAACACGCUGGGAUUACAUUCAUGAUGAAAACAUGAGACGCGGGGAAGAUAAAUAUUCUACCUUACAAAAGAUUCAAACAGGAACUUCUACAGCAAGGAUUCAAUUUUUUGAAGAGUUAUGAUAGAGUAUCUUUGAAGAAAAAAGACUUUUUCCCAGUAUUUAAUUCAUUAUGCGUUACUGAGAUAUUUAAUACAGAUUGUACAAGUUCAUUCAUCGUUCUCCACGGUGAGCGAGGCUCCUAACAGAAGUCGUUAUGAACAAAGGAUAUUUUUUUAUUUUAAUAAAACUAGCGCUUUUUGUUGGUAAUUUUAUGAAUGGUUCCCUACAAGAUGAAAUCUGUUUAAAAUCUGUAACACCAUGCAAUCUGAUUUACAGUGUCACCAACGUUUGCAUUAGGGUUAUAACUUUUGUGUAAAUUUGCUUAGCUCUUUCAAAGAAAAUUCAAAUGGAGACAGCCCUGCAGGUAAUGGCAACCAAUUAAUCAUAUUUUGGGAAAAAGAGCUCAAAUUUUGUUUGGCUGUAUGCAAUAGAGAUAGAUACGUAUGGGUUUUUAAUGGACGGGGGGGGGGGGGG
Messenger RNA from Pocillopora damicornis (cauliflower coral), 2325 nucleotides. Its product is annotated as merlin. Gene Ontology annotation, molecular function: actin binding. NCBI's taxonomy places the organism in Eukaryota, Metazoa, Cnidaria, Anthozoa, Scleractinia, Pocilloporidae. Gene Ontology annotation, cellular component: cytoskeleton. The record is from RefSeq and is a predicted model, not a curated record.